AUGCCUCAAAUGAUAUGCAAGGAUCAAUGCAAAUUCUAUCAGCCCCAGCCUCCACCUCACAAAUAUCAUCUAUCUGGAGAUUUCAUGAUCGGCAGCAUUGUUUCUCAAAUAUUUAUUGUCUCACCACCUGCUACAUUCACAGAAGAACCUCUACCUGAAUUGUUCAGUGAGAUUAACAUACUGACAAACUAUUAUCAGCAGAUCCUGGCUGUAGCAUUUGCAGUAAAGGAGAUCAAUGAAAACCCUCAGAUUUUACCGAAUGUCACCUUGGCUUUCCAUAUUUAUGACAGCUAUUUAAAUGCAAAAUGGACUUACUAUUCUACAAUGCUACUUAUAUACACAUUAGGAAGAUUUGUCCCUAAUUAUCUGUGUGAUAUUCAACAUAAGGUCACUGCAGUCAUUGGGGGACUGGAUUCUCAAACUUCCUUUGAUGUGGCCACCAUCUUGAGCCUCUACAAGAUUCCACAGCUCACAUAUGGCAUUCUUCCAAUGGCAACUAACAAAGCUCCAGGCUUUUUCUUCUACCAGAUGGCCCCAAAAGAAGCACUUCAAUAUGUAGGUGUUCUUUCAUUAGUUCUGCACUUUCAGUGGACAUGGAUUGGACUUGUUGCUAUGGAUGAUUAUAAUGGAGAAACAUUUAUUCAAACAAUGCUUCCAUUGUUUUCAAAGCACUCUGUAUGCUUUGCCUUUAUUGAAAGACUUCCAUUGGUACGUGAAGUCAAAAUAGACUUAGUGUACCAAAUAAUAAAAGCAUAUUAUGAUAUGAUGAAAAACAAAGCUACUGUAAUUGUGUUAUAUGGAGAAUCUUACACCAUAGCAUAUUUGCGAUGGUUGCCAUAUCUAGAACUAGAAGAAGAAAAGACAAGCAUGCCAAUAGGUAAGGUAUGGAUUAUGGUUGGACAGAUAGACCUUGUUUCUUUUGCCUAUCAGAGAGAUUGGAAUACAGACAUACUCCAUGGUGCUCUAUCCUUCGCAAUUCGCUCCAGUGAGUUACCGGGUUUUGAGCCAUUUGUUGAGAAUAUAAAUCCUUCCAACAAAAAAGAAAACGGUUUUAUAAAGGAUGUUUGGGAACAUUCCUUCAAGUGUUUUCUUCCUAAUACAACUAUGGAUAAGGUACAGAAUAAUAUUUGCACUGGAGAAAAGAUAAAGACUCUUCCUGGGACUUUGUUUGAGAUGAAAAUGACUGGCCACAGCUAUAGCAUUUACAAUGCUAUUUAUGCUGUGGCUUAUGCAUUACAUGCUGUAAUCUCAUAUAGACUUAAACACAGGAUAACGGUGGAUAGAAGAGGACCAAAAUCUCAUAUUCUGUUAUUAUGGCAGCUCCAUUAUUAUCUGAAAAUUGUAUCUUUUAACAACAGUGCUGGUGACCAUAUUUCUUUUGACCACAAUGGGGAGUUAGUAGUGGGAUUUGAUGUGAUCAACUGGGUCAUUUCUUCAAAUGAAUCCUUUUACAGAGUGAAAGUUGGGUGGUUGAAUCCUGGGACUGUUUCAGAACAAACUUUCACCAUCAAUAAGGAUGCCAUAAAGUGGCACAGAUGGUUUAAUCAGGCACAACCUCUUUCUCUAUGCAGUGAGAAUUGCAAACCUGGUACAAGAAAGAAAGUGAAAGAAGGCGAGCCGUUUUGUUGCUACAUCUGCAUCCCAUGUCCUGAAGGAAAAAUUUCAGAGGAGCAGGAUAUGAAUGAUUGCUACAACUGCGAAGCUGAAAAAUAUCCAAGCAAGAGUCAAGAUUUCUGUAUUCCUAAAACUGUAACCUACUUAUCUUAUGAGGAAUAUAUGGGGAUCACUUUAGCUUUCCUUGCCCUUUUAUUUUCUUUGGUGACAGCUUUGAUGCUUGGAACAUUUAUAAAACAUCACAACACUCCCAUUGUCAAGGCCAAUAAUAGGAACCUCACCUACAUUCUCCUUUUGUCUCUUCUGCUGUGUUUUCUUACUGCGCUAUUGUUCAUUGGCUGCCCCCAGAAGGUGACAUGUCUCUUCCGACAAAUUACUUUUGGCAUUGUGUUCUCAGUGGCUCUUUCUUGUCUGCUGGCCAAAACAAUCACUGUGGUUUUGGCAUUCAUGGUCACGAAACCAGGAUCUAGGUUGAGAAAGUUGGUGGGAAAGAAACUGGCCAAUUCUAUUGUAAUUUCCUGUUCUCUCAUUCAAAUACACAUUUGUGCCAUAUGGUUGAUAAACUCUCCUUCAUUCCCAAAUGCUGACAUCCAUUCAAUGUCUAAAAAAAUUGUAUUGGAAUGUGAUGAAGGGUCUGCACUCAUGUUUUACUGUGUGUUGGGCUACCUGGGCUUCUUGGCUAUUGCCUGUUUCACAGUGGCUUUUUUUGCCAGAAAGUUACCUGAUAGUUUCAAUGAAGCAAAGUUCAUCACUUUCAGCAUGUUGGUCUUCUGUAGUGUUUGGUUAGCCUUUGUUCCUUCCUAUCUGAGCUCCACGGGAAAAUACUCAGUAGCUGUGGAGGCGUUUUCUAUUUUAUCUUCCAGUGCUGGAAUGCUAGGUUGCAUUUUUCUCCCCAAAUUUUACAUUAUUGUUCUGAGGCCUCAAAUAAACCACAGGGACAUGCUAAGAAGAAUAUGA
Molecule: messenger RNA, 2571 nt
Organism: Pseudonaja textilis
Lineage: Eukaryota; Metazoa; Chordata; Lepidosauria; Squamata; Elapidae
Source: RefSeq, a predicted model, not a curated record